GUCGCGGGACGUAAGGGCUUUCCUCACGUGAUUUACGCGCGGAUCUGGAGAUGGCCGGACCUCCAUAAGAAUGAACUGAAGCACUGCAAGUUCUGUCACUACGCCUUCGACCUCAAACAGGACAGCGUGUGUGUCAAUCCAUACCACUAUGAGAGGGUGGUCUCCCCUGGAAUUGAUUUGUCUGGACUUAACAUCCAACAUGCAGCCCCGCCCUCUCGCCUCGUUAAGGACGAGUAUGGUAACGAGAUCGGGAUGAGCAUGUCGAGUUCUGAGGAAGUCUCACAAACAGUACAACAUCCUCCUCAGAGCGAGUUAGCUCGGAUCCUGACGUUCGGCGGCAUGGGUCAAGGGUCAUCCGGCCCUCAGUCGACUGUGCCACAGCACCCUCACACGGCAGGACCAGCUAUUUCAAGCCCCCUGGGGCGGGGCCCCAGUGCCCCCAACACCCCCCUACAUAAUCCAAUGUCCCCCCAGGCAAAUCCUUUAUCGCCACAGGCACAAUCAGCAGCCAGUGCCAUGUCUCACGGUCUGCCCUCGCCGAUGGGGGAGGGAUUCGGGGCUCAGGUGUCCUCUCACGUCUCACAAUCACCGACAUUAUCCAACAUCAGCGCAUUUCCCCCACGCAGUUCUAUGGCUGCUACAGCGACAUGGGUGGGAAAUAACACAGCAACAUAUACCUCUUCACAGGAUCCUCAAUUCU
Molecule: messenger RNA, 700 nt
Organism: Saccostrea cuccullata (small rock oyster)
Lineage: Eukaryota; Metazoa; Mollusca; Bivalvia; Ostreida; Ostreidae
Product: mothers against decapentaplegic homolog 4-like
Exons: 6
Biological process (GO): transforming growth factor beta receptor signaling pathway; regulation of transcription by RNA polymerase II; cell differentiation
Cellular component (GO): heteromeric SMAD protein complex
Molecular function (GO): DNA-binding transcription factor activity, RNA polymerase II-specific; I-SMAD binding; RNA polymerase II cis-regulatory region sequence-specific DNA binding
Source: RefSeq, a predicted model, not a curated record